CGCCCGGGGACCGCGCUCGCCGUCGGCCCGCCGCCGCCAUGAGCGCCGCGCUCUUCAGCCUGGACGGCCCGGCGCGCGGCGCGCCCUGGACUGCGGAGCCCGCCGCCUUCUACGAGCCCGGCCGCGCGGGGAAGCUGGGUCGCGGAGCCGAGCCGGCCGCGCCCGCCAUGUACGACGACGAGAGCGCUAUCGACUUCAGCGCCUACAUCGACUCCAUGGCCGCCGUGCCCACCCUGGAGCUGUGCCACGACGAGCUCUUCGCCGACCUCUUCAACAGCAACCACAAGGCGGGCGCCCUGGAGCUGCUGCCCGGGGGCCCCGCGCGCCCCGCGGGCCCCGGCCCCGCGCCGCGACCGCUCAAGCGCGAGCCCGACUGGGGCGACGGCGACGCGCCCGGCUCGCUGCUGCCCGCGCAGGUGGCCGCGUGCGCGCAGACGGUGGUGAGCCUGGCGGCCGCCGCGCAGCCCACGCCGCCCGCGUCGCCCGAGCCGCCGCGCCGCAGCCCCGCGCCCCCAGCUCCCGGGGCGGCGCGCGACAAGGCAGCGGGCAAGCGGGGCCCGGACCGCGGCAGCCCCGAGUACCGGCAGCGGCGGGAGCGCAACAACAUCGCCGUGCGCAAGAGCCGCGACAAGGCCAAGCGGCGCAACCAGGAGAUGCAGCAGAAGCUGGUGGAGCUUUCGGCCGAGAACGAGAAGCUCCAGCAGCGCGUGGAGCAGCUCACGCGGGACCUGGCCGGCCUGCGGCGCUUCUUCAAGCAGCUGCCCGGCGCGCCCUUUUUGCCCGGCGCGGGGGCGGCGGACGCGCGGUGACGCGGGGGCCGUGCGGGCUGCGGCCGCAGUGCCUGGAACCGCCGGGCCGGACCCCCGGGCUGGGCCGGGACUCGGACAGCUGCCGCGUGGACCCUAAGUUACUGUGACGGCAGCUUCUCUGCAUCCUACGCCCGAGGAGGCAGCUAAGAUCUCUGCCAACAAGGUGAACGAUUACCCAGCUCUCCUGCGGCGGCGUAAUCCUGCGCAGUGCCCGGCAGGACUAACCAGACAUGUCAAUCGCUCCGUAAGGAGCUAUCAUCAGGCCAGUCACUUUAUCUCUACUUUAUGGGAAACAGUUUUACCUCUGACAUAGUUCCCCAGAACAUCUUCCAAAAAAUACUGAACUGCAGAGCGCUUAAGCUGGACACUGUGCAGAGCAGUAAUACGACAAUAGAGGACAAAGGUUUACACUCGGCAGGGUAAUUCUUUGGGGAAAUGUUAAAAGAAAUAUAAGAAAAACACGUUGAAUCACUGUAAAAGUUGAACACUUUAGAAUUACAGUAGAACAAAAUAACUUUUUCUACUAUAUUAUUGUCUAAGGUACAUACAAAAUGAAAACCUCAAGCUUAUUUAAGCUCUUAUCGUGUUCCUAAAUUUGCAGAAAGGCAAUAAAAAUACAUGUAUCAUCGCAGAAAGAA
Molecule: messenger RNA, 1447 nt
Organism: Physeter macrocephalus (sperm whale)
Lineage: Eukaryota; Metazoa; Chordata; Mammalia; Artiodactyla; Physeteridae
Gene: CEBPD
Product: CCAAT enhancer binding protein delta
Exons: 2
Coding region: 39-809 (256 amino acids)
Biological process (GO): DNA-templated transcription; regulation of cell differentiation; regulation of transcription by RNA polymerase II
Molecular function (GO): DNA-binding transcription factor activity, RNA polymerase II-specific; RNA polymerase II cis-regulatory region sequence-specific DNA binding
Source: RefSeq, a predicted model, not a curated record